This is a messenger RNA of Schistocerca cancellata (South American locust), 2593 nucleotides long. RefSeq names its product UDP-glucosyltransferase 2-like. Bases 127 to 1665 code for a protein of 512 amino acids. The transcript has 7 exons. NCBI's taxonomy places the organism in Eukaryota, Metazoa, Arthropoda, Insecta, Orthoptera, Acrididae. The record is from RefSeq and is a predicted model, not a curated record. Gene Ontology annotation, molecular function: UDP-glycosyltransferase activity.
CCGGGCCGCCAGCAGUGAGAGAAGAGGGUGCGCACAUCACACGGCAGGGCCUGACUUCGACGUGCUCGCACCUCGUACGUAGCCGACAUCCACGGAAAAGCCUCCGUACUUACUGAGGUGACCACCAUGAUUUGCGGCCUGUCGCUGGUGAUGCUGUCGGUGCUGGUGGGAGCCUCGGAGGCAGCCAAGAUCCUGUCCAUCGUGCCGUUCCCUGCCGUCAGCCACCAGGGACCCCUCAGGACGAUGAGUCUCGAGCUGGCCAGGAGGGGCCACCAGGUCACCUUCAUCACCACCAACCCGUCCAAGAAAAGCAUUGCCAACUUCACAGAAAUUGACAUAUCUGCCUCGUACAAGUAUCUGAGAACAACCUCUGACUGGAUGGCGAUGGCCCAUUGGACGGCGACCGACAUGUUACUUUCAUGGAAGAGGCUAGGCGGUGGUAUCUGUGAGGGCGACCUCAGCGCUCCGGAGAUGCAGGAAUUCAUAAAGUCUGCUCCAAAAUUCGACCUGGUCAUUUUGGAACGAUUGCUGACGCCGUGCUUCUACGGUCUGAUUCACAAAGUGGGCUCUCCACCUCUCGUCGGAUACAUUACCGUAAGCGCAACUAUCCCCAGCCUCUGGAUUGACGGAAACCCAAGUAAUCCUGCUUACCUUCCAGACUUUCUGGUCGCCUCUUCACACCGCAUGUCAUUCUGGGAAAGACUUUACAUGACAUAUCUAUGGCUCUGCACAAAUUAUUACUUCUUAUAUGUAUUGAUGCCGGACCAAGAAGAAAUCCAGAGAAAAUAUUUCGGAUCUGACAUCCCAUCAGUUUAUGAAACUGAAAAAAAUUUCAGUUUGAUGCUUAUAAACAAUCAUUUCAGUAUAAACUACCCUCGACCGAACCUGCCAAACAUGAUAGAACUGACUGGACUGCAUGUGGAACCCAACCCACCGCCUCUACCUAAGGACAUACAAGACUGGCUGGAUGGAGCAGAAAACGGCGCCGUUUACUUCAGUCUGGGUUCUACUCUGCAAGCAAGUAUGAUGCCUGAAGAUAAAAGGCUGGCGUUUCUCGAGGGUUUCAAAAAAAUCCCACACAGGGUGCUGUGGAAGUGGGAGAAGGACAUGGACGACCUGCCACCCAACGUCAAAGUCUCAAAGUGGCUGCCGCAGCAGUCUGUACUGGCACAUCCCAGUGUCCGCGUGUUCAUCACUCAGGGCGGCCUGCAGAGCUUUAACGAGGCAGCCUAUCACGGGGUUCCUCUACUGGGGAUUCCCUUUUUCGGCGACCAGCAACAUAACGUGGCGAAAAUGGUCGACGCUGGCAUUGGCAUUGAGCUGAAAUUCUGGGACGUCACGAAAGACACCAUUUCGGACGCCAUUCUAAGGCUUAUUGAGGACAAAAGGUUCAGCGAAAACAUGAAGCAGUUCUCAGCCGUCUACCGUGAGCAUAAGGAAGAGAGCCUUCCUAAAGCCAUGUGGUGGAUCGAGUAUGUACUUCGACAUAACGGGGCUCCACAUCUGCGCAGUGCCGCAAGAGACCUGACCUGGUACCAAUACCUGCUGCUAGAUGUCAUUGCCUUCGUGCUGGCUGUAGUAGUGUCCAUUUGUAUAGCUUUGUACUGUAUUGCUAGGUUUCUCAUCUCCAAACUGUUUAAAUCAAAGAAAGUGAAAAGUAAUUGAGAACCUAAUCUUCUGUUAUACAGAAGUCUCUUUGCACACUAAUUUAUUGAGUGUCUUGAAUGAAAUGGUGGAACUGAUGCAUGCACAAUGAUUUGUAAAACAUUUCUUGAGAUUGUGUCACCUGAAAUACAAUGUAUACAACGUUUUGCUCUCAUUUGCAUAAUGUUAUAAUUGGGAAAACUAUCUCUCCUAAGAGGCAUCAAGCGCAUUUCCUCUGGGAUUUCGAAAGAUUUUUUUUUCAAUUUCGUACUUGGAACUUGUAGCUGAUGUCGACGCGAACAAAUACUCCCUAUUAUGUCUUUCGCGCGGCUCUCAGCGUCAACGGAAAGCGUCGGUUUGCCUCCUGUUACAAACAAAAUGAUUUUAAAGCCGAAUUUUACGACUCCAUUCCAGAGAGCUACCCCAUAUUAGUCUAGUGCAAUUUUCGUUUUUUUUAUCGACGUAUAUUAAAAGGGUCAGUAAAACAGUACGGUAGUCUUAUCAGCGACUGGCACGCCACCCUGGCCCAUGCUGACUGCGACUGCCAUGUAGCAGCACUGCUGAGUCUCUGCUGGAGUAAAAGUUACCUUCGGGUUUUACUGUCCGUGUUAAUAUCAAUGAAACGAAGAUUGCAGUAGGCUGAUUUGGGACUGCUCUAUCGAAUGGGCAUUAACGUUUAGCUUGAAAAGUGACUUUGUAAUAUGAAACAAAGCGACACUCUCUGUCGACACUGGGUGUCUCGCAAAAGACAUGAUGAGCAGUAUUUGUUUUGGCUGACUCCACCAACACAUAUGAAAAACAAAACAGCAAAUAUCUACCGAAAUACCAGAGGAAAUUCCGCUGACGAGUCUUAGAAAGGACACACUGUAUAUAUUUUUAGAUACUAAAUCCAAAUGAAAUACUUCAUCCUUUUCAGGAUACUUCAUUAAAUAAAAACAUUCUGAACAUU